GCAUGGCGCAAUGUGGGAGUCCAGUGGGGCGUUCACAAGUUCGGCGGUGCGUCCCUCAACGACGCGAAGCUGUACCAGACCUGUGGUGACUUGCUUAUCUCCGAGUCGAAGAAGAACGCUUCGUCGGGCAAGGACCAGCCAACAGCCGCCAUUGUCUCUGCAGCCGGAGGCAUGACAGACAUGCUGGUUGGCAUCAUCAACAGCGCGCUGACUUCCGUGGAGGAGUCCAGGGAAAAGCUGAAGGCUGCCGCAGACAGGCAGAAGGCGAUUCUGCUGGAGCUGGUUCCAAACCACCCGGAGCUUACAGACAAGGUCAUCGCCAACAUUGACAAG
Molecule: messenger RNA, 333 nt
Organism: Symbiodinium pilosum
Lineage: Eukaryota; Dinophyceae; Suessiales; Symbiodiniaceae
Source: the annotation of a GenBank genome assembly